Messenger RNA from Lathyrus sativus (Indian pea), 837 nucleotides. The record is from the annotation of a GenBank genome assembly. NCBI's taxonomy places the organism in Eukaryota, Viridiplantae, Streptophyta, Magnoliopsida, Fabales, Fabaceae.
AUGUCACACAGCGACACCAUCCCCCUCCACGCAUCUUCCCAAUCUGACAUCGACGAGAUCGAGAAUCUCAUCUAUGCUUCUCCGGCCACCGUUCUUCCGGCAAGACCUCCAAGUCCACCGCGCGCUUCAAUUCCCGUUUCAUCCUCUUCUCCUUUCAUCAAUUCCAAUCUCCCUAAUCCCGCUCCUCCCAAAUCCUCUUACCAACCUCAAAUUCCAAAACCCCCUUCUUCGUCUUCUUUACCUCCGCCUCCACCUCCUUCUACACGUCCUGACAUCUCUAAUUCUGGAUUCGGACCUGCUCCGAACACACUUACCGAACCGGUUUGGGAUACGAUCAAGAGAGAUCUGUCGCGGAUCGUUAGUAAUUUGAAGCUUGUUGUGUUUCCUAACCCUAAUCGGGAAGAUCCGGGUAAGGCGUUGCGUGAUUGGGAUCUAUGGGGACCGUUCUUUUUCAUUGUGUUCCUUGGUCUCAUUCUUUCUUGGUCUGCAUCUGUCAAAAAGUCUGAGGUGUUUGCAGUUGCGUUUGCGUUACUUGCUGCUGGCGCUGUAAUUUUGACAUUGAAUGUUCUGCUUCUGGGUGGACACAUUAUUUUCUUCCAGAGUCUGAGUCUGCUGGGUUAUUGCUUAUUCCCUCUAGAUAUUGGCGCAUUAAUUUGUAUGUUGAAGAACAAUGUUAUAUUGAAAAUGGUAGUGGUAUGUGUGACUUUAGCGUGGAGCUCUUGGGCCGCAUAUCCUUUCAUGAGUUCUGCAGUGAAUCCCAGGAGAAAAGCUCUUGCUCUAUACCCAGUUUUUCUCAUGUAUGUAUCUGUUGGUUUUCUCAUCAUUGCUAUUGACUAA